This is a messenger RNA of Amblyraja radiata (thorny skate), 1602 nucleotides long. RefSeq names its product solute carrier organic anion transporter family member 2A1-like. NCBI's taxonomy places the organism in Eukaryota, Metazoa, Chordata, Chondrichthyes, Rajiformes, Rajidae. Gene Ontology annotation, cellular component: apical plasma membrane; basolateral plasma membrane. The record is from RefSeq and is a predicted model, not a curated record. Gene Ontology annotation, biological process: bile acid and bile salt transport; transmembrane transport; sodium-independent organic anion transport. The transcript is spliced from 11 exons. Bases 1 to 1602 code for a protein of 533 amino acids. Gene Ontology annotation, molecular function: bile acid transmembrane transporter activity; protein binding; zinc ion binding.
AUGCAGAAAAGUAAUAUCAUGCAAUGCCAACAGCUUUUUGAGUGUUUUUUUGUAGAUACAACAGACUCUAACCUCUGCCGAGUCGAAGAACCCACGAUCCCUUUACCACCCAAAGAUUUGGAGUGCACGCAAAACAGAAAUACUGACAGCAAAGUGGCUACCAUCUUCAUAUUCACGCAGUUGCUGCGAGGAAUCGGGAUGGUCCCUCUCAAACCAUUUGGACUUUCAUAUCUUAAUGAAUUUGGAAGCGAGAGAAACAUACCAAUAUAUAUAGGGUUAAUUAACACCAUCGGCAUUGUAGGGCCAGCUUUGGCCUUCCUACUCAGUUCAGCUGUAUUGCAAUUCUAUGUGGACUUUGAGAAGUCUUUAAACUAUGGGUUAACACCUUCAGACCCACGCUGGGUUGGUGCCUGGUGGCUUGGGUUCCUAAUUAUUGCUUCACUGGUGACUAUCAGUUCUAUUCCAUAUUUUUUCUUUCCAAGAGCAAUGCCCCAGGAAGGGUCAGACAAAUUAAAAGGAUGGAAAUCAAAACGAAAGCAUCUGUUGAAAUCUCAGACAAGAGGAUCAGCACUUCAGAACAACUCUCUUGGAAAAUAUAUAAAGAAUUUCCCUGUCACUUUGUUUGGAAUGCUCAAGAAUCCUGUUUUUCUUUUUACGGUCCUUGCGAGAUGUAACCUUCACGCCGUGCUAGCUGGGCAAUCAACAUUCAUAACCAAAUAUAUGGAAAUACAAUUCUCAAUUGCCACUCCAUUUGCAAACAUUCUGAUGGGGUCCUUUAUUUUACCUAUUACCGCAACUGGAAUUAUCCUUGGUAGUGUUGUGAUGAAGAAAUAUAAGUUCACACAAAAAAAAACUGCUUCUUUCUGCUGUGUUGGUAUCUUCAUUUCAAUCAUUGUGGCUAUCCCAACAUUGUUUCUGGGGUGCUCGACACGAAGAAUUGCAGGUAUCAAUGACAACGGCAUCAGCAGAAACACAACCUCAAGUCUUGUUUCCCCUUGCAACAUGAACUGCCGAUGUCUGGCCACAACCUUCAAUCCAGUGUGCGGCACAGACGGAGUUGAAUAUGUGUCCCCAUGCCAUGCUGGUUGUAAAAUGUAUUUCUUCAACAUCACUGGUAAUAAAAUUCAGAAUUACACCGAUUGUGCAUGCAGUGACUUUGCAGAACCAGGGCCAUGUCGUUUUUCAUGCAACCAUUAUUUAAUUUCAUUAAUUUCACUCCUUGGAUUAAUUCUGAUGGUCGGCUGUCUGUGUCACACACCAUCAUUUAUAUUGGUUCUCAGAGCAGUGCCCGAGGAAACCACAUCAUUCGCUAUUGGGAUUCAAUCUCUCAUCAUUCAAGCAUUGGGUUUAUUUCCUAUCCCUAUCCUUUUGGGGGCUAUUUUUGACAACACCUGUAUCCAGUGGGAUCGUAAAUGUGGACGGAUAACUUAUUGCCAAUAUUAUGAUAAUGAUCUUUUGCGAAUAAGGUUCAUAGGUUUCCAUAUUAUAUUGCUAGUGGUCACCUUUUUAUGUUUUCUCAUCGUUUACUGUGUUAUACGAAACCAUCCACCACAGACUGCAGUCGUGGCAGUGAAAGAAAACUAUGCAGAGACUGUGGAAUAA